Molecule: messenger RNA, 1958 nt
Organism: Oryzias latipes (Japanese medaka)
Lineage: Eukaryota; Metazoa; Chordata; Actinopteri; Beloniformes; Adrianichthyidae
Product: OX-2 membrane glycoprotein
Biological process (GO): heterotypic cell-cell adhesion; negative regulation of neuroinflammatory response
Cellular component (GO): cell surface; axon; neuronal cell body
Molecular function (GO): cell-cell adhesion mediator activity
Source: RefSeq, a predicted model, not a curated record
CAGCUCCACAGACUCAUCUCAUUCUGGACGCAGUGUCUACGUGUCACCAGCAGAGGGCUAAAAAGUCCCCUAAGUGCUGUGAACACUCAUUCUGUCCUCAUUCUCAGCUCCUUCCGUUCAGAUCAGCCUUCUUUGAGUUUGUGGCGUGGAAAGAAGAGAAGAUUUGAUGAAUGCAACUGCCUUCUUGCCUUUUUCAUGUGCCCAAAGGCUGCUGGAUCAUAAUCAUUGGGAUGCAAAAGAUGUUAAGGAGGUAGAUCAUCUCAAAAACUCUUUUUGGCUUUAACUUUUCAGAACUUAAAAGAGAAGAAGAUGAUCCCGGCAUCUUGUUGGAACAGUCUGCAGGUGUGUUUACUCCUUCUGUUGGUUGGGCAGCGACAAUUGGUGGAUGUUCCAGGCAGAGUAACCGCACCUGGUCAGGUGAACGCUCCUGUGGGAAAGCCCUUCACCCUGACUUGCACCAUUUCCAGGGAUCGUGCUGAAGUCUUAAAGCAGGUACGCUGGCUGGACGUCCAGAACCAGACCUUGCUGGAAUAUCAGCCGGGAAACAAGGACAGUGUGAGUGGACAGCAGCAUGUGGAACUUGCCGCCUCGCCCAAGGACGUCUCGACGAUCAUCAUCCGCAGGGUGAGCUUCCGGGAUGAAGGCUGCUACACCUGCAUAUUCGAGCUACAGCGUUCUGGCUCAAAGCAGGGACAGACGUGCCUCACCGUUACAGCCCAAGUCACCUCUGAGAGAAACAAAACAGCAGUGAGUGGGAAGAAGGCCUCUCUGUCAUGCUCCUAUGCUUUGCCUGAAAAGGUGCAGCAGGUCGUGUGGCGACACACCUCUGCGCUUGGCGACCUCACAGACGUGGCAUCGUUUGCGAAGCGGAGCGACCCCAUGAUCGAGCCGCAGUAUCAGGGAAGAGUGUGGCUCACUGCAUCACUGUCAGACAGUGAGCUCACCAUCCAGCCUGUUACUAUCAAAGAUGAGGGCUGCUACACCUGCCUAUUUGAAACACACCUUGAUGGACCAAAGAGCUCCACUGUUUGUCUCUCCACCUACGUCCUUCCAAAACCUCAAGUGAGCUACAAGACCACCUCCCCAGGUGUGAUUGAGGCCAACUGCACCUCUGUGUCUCGGCCACCUGUGGAGAUUGUGUGGAACGUGGAAACAGACAACCGCACCAUGGGCGCCCCGCUGAACACGCAGGUUCUCCAGGAUGACGGGACCACCCUGACCGUCAGCACGCUGACCGUUCGGUCAGGGCUACUGAAGGACGUGUCCGUGAAAUGUUUGGUGCAUCACAAAGGACUCGAGACGCCUAUUGCUGUAUCCAUGAACACUAAGAUUGGCACAGCUCUGACCAUCCUGAUCUCUGUCACCACCGUAGCAGCUCUGCUGGUUAUGUCGCUCUGCUUCUGCCUUUGGAAAUGUUUCCUGCGCAAAGAAAAUGAUUAAUCUUCUAGAGGCUGCAUAGGACCAGCUGAGGAAGAUGAAGCACGACCACGGGGUGUCCACUACAAUCCUAUUUAUGAGCCCAACCUGGACGGCGGCGUUUACCUCUGCUCUGCUGCAGCUGUUUUUGACUCUUGCAUCGCCUCCAGGCUCUGGCUUUCACAUGGUGUCUAAGUGGAGCACUUUGGCUGAUCUUUCCUUUUCUCCUGACUCUGUAAUUGAUGAGGGCCACGCAUUCCGAACAGCAGGAUCUCUACGGAGGUUUAUAAAAUGAUUAUGAGUCUGGAAAACUCUUUUUUUUUUUUUGUCUGUCCUGACUGGUUUUAUAUUUUUCGUAUUUGUCUGAAUCCAGUUUAAAGAUCAUAAAAACUGUGACAUGAACUGGGAUGUUUGUGAACUUGUGUAAAAUAACAGCAAGAAAAAUUAAGAUGUGUCCUUUUAAUAACCAACUUGAUUGGCACAAGAAAUAAAACUUUAUUGUACCACUGGGGAAAUUACAGACGUUCUUACACAAGCUAAAA